GUCUAAGGCAAAGGGGGUGCGGCCUAAGUUUUUUGAAAAUUGCGGGUUAGCGGGCUAACUGUUAGUUGUCGAAUUGUUUAUUGGGGCAAAUACGUCUCACAGGGCUAUGGCGUCGUAUCAUUUAUCGAAACGUGAAGACCCCCGUUAUCAAUCGCCUGCAAAGAUAUUUGCGAGGCUGAAAUGGGAGAUUCAGAAAGAGGCGGAGGACAUUUCGGAGCAACAGAGACACGGAGCUGAUCGAAGAUGUAGCCUGAAAACAGACGGUGUGUACAGGGCUACCAGACCGAGAUACAAACCGUACCCUUCCGAGUUCUGUAGGAGCGAAGAGCUUUGGGAGAACAACAGGUUAGCUUGUUAUGAAGCCGAAGCGCAGCCGCUCGUUCUGUCCCCCACCUCCAGCCCUGAUCAGUCAGUGGAGCCCUGCAGCUCUGCCAGCCUGCGCCUUCCUCUGCAGCAAGAGGUCCCACUCAAUUACCCCGUUCCUGGAUCUACACGGAGAACCGGAUCCAUUGAGUCCACCACUUUUUCCAGGCCUGCUUCCGGGGUCUGCAGAGAUCAGAUCACAGCUGGCCUCAGCAGGACCCAGCCCAAAGAGAACUGGAGGGUUUUUAACAAUGAAGCUGUUCCUCUGAAUCCCAGAUCUCCAGACAGCAUGUAUUCCCCCAUGAGGAAAAGGCUGAGGAAGAGGAGACUGGAUCCACUUGAUUCCCAGAAUGCCAGAGGAACCAGCAAGGAGCUCAGUGAGGAUUUAGGUCCACCAGAAACCAGGAGAAAACCUGUCAUCUGGGACAGUGCACAGACCAUCACCUGCCAACAGGAUCUGGACCCCCUUUUUAUGGCGAACAUGGUCUCCAUGAUGUCUCCUGCCAAACAGUUUGCAAUGAUGAAGGAGAGUGAAAGUAAAAAGAAUCAGCAGCAGAUCCAGAGCAGCAGCAGAAGAGAGCUCUUUGGGAGGAAUGAGAGAGGCUUGAAGGAGUCCAGAUCCACUGAGGUUUCCACAAACCCUUACAUGGAUCGCCUCAAAGCAAUACCCCCAAUGAAUACCAUAGAACAAGUGGCUCCUGUGAAACAGAACCGAGUGGAGUCACCAGAGAGUCAGUCUGAAAUUUCCGAGGAUUCUCUGACCCCUGCUCCACCUUCACCGCGUGUUAUCCUGGAGGACCCGCUGAUACUCGACAGCCCGCAGAUCUCCAUCCCAAAGAAAGACAAAGAUGUGUUCAGACGCAACGUCUUGGCCUCGCAGAAGCAAUUCCCAUCGGAGAGUGUGAUUCGUCUGAAGAAGUGGUUCCUGAGAAGGAAUGGACGGGGCCUGUUUGUUGAUGGGAUCCACGUAGAGGAGAACAUACCGUGGAACAGCAACAUCAUCACCGAAAGGGUCGGCAAGUCGGUGCUGAAGACCGUCACCGGCAGGGUGUACAUCCUGGUCGGACAGAUGAACACGACCCCCGCCUCUGAUUUUCCGAGUUGGUUUCUGAAGAAGUUUGUGAAUGGCUUCCCUUCAAACUGGAAGGAACUUUUUCAGAAGUUUCUCUUGGAAUCCAAAGAUAGGCAUGCAGAGAGGAAGAACGAAGACACGGUUUUCUCAGCGAAGGGAUCAGAGCUCCCUUCCAGGGAGCAGUCUGUGAGGCGGCAGACACAGAGAAAUAUGAAUAGAUCCCAGCCGUGUCCUUCCUCCGGCUCCUCCACCUGCGUGACUCGAAGCGGUCGGGUGGUCAAACCCCCUCUGGAGUUCUGGAGAGGAGGGAGAGUCUUCCUGGAUCCUCAGAUGAACGUUACAGUCUACAGGGACUACUACUCCUCCUCCAGUCCUGAUGUUCCAGCGACUGCCUGCUCGAGGAGGUCCAAGAAGCCAGGCCCUGUCUUCUCCCCCUCCAGUGAUGAUAUAAACCAGCAAGAAUCAGAUAAAGGCGAGGAGUUCUCAGCCCCAGUGAGAAAGGUCAAGACAGACCGAAGACUGGACAGAGCUGCGGCUAAACAGGACCAGCACCCCACUGAUUCAUCGAACAGGGUCAUUGAUUGUCUGAGAGAGGUUCCUGGUAGAAGAAUGUCCACGCGGCAGCCUUUAGAUGCCAAAAGAGGACUGUGUGAGGGGUCAAAGAGACAAACGCGGAACGCCAGCAGGCCUCCAACCAGAAGGAGGCGAGAGAGUGCGAGGCACACAAGACCGGCGGCAGGAGUUGGUGUACCAGAGUCAGAUCACAGUGUUUCCCCCAAGCGUUCCCCAGAGCCCCAGAGAGAGAGAAGGAAGGAGCAGAAAAAUAAAACCAGAGCAGCGGCGAAGAGUAAGAAAGUACAAGAGAAGAAGAAAGAGGCCAAGCGCACCACAUCAUCCUCACCGCAGGAGCUUUCAUCACAGCCGACAUGGCAGAGGCAGCUGCGAAACAAAAGCAGCGCCAUUGUUCCACACGACAGAGACGUAGACGAGUGGACGGAGGACGAGAUCCUGAAGCUGGAGGAGGCUGUGCGCAGCUAUCCCAAACACGUUGCAGGUUACUGGGGGAAGGUAGCGAAGAUGGUGGGGACGCGAACGGCUGAAGAAUGCAACAAGUGGUGCGCGUCCCAAGGUGGGACCCAGAGUCCCGCCAAACGCACCAAGAAGGGGAAGGAGAAGGCAGCCAAACCUGCAGGCAACAGUGGAUCUGGGUCUGUUCCUCUGAUAACUGCGCGAGCCGGGACGCUGAAGAGAAAGCAGCAGGUGCGACAAUUUCUGGAGACCGUUCCCAAAGAAGACGUGAACGACGCUUUCAGCUCGACGCACAUGCAGAAGAAAAUCAUUGAGAUCCCCUCCUUUUGCUCGAGUGAAGAUCACGACAUUUCAGUGUCUGACCUGGAGCCUCAGACCCCCAUGUCAUCGUGUUUCCCUAAUGUGAAGACGCCCCGCUGUCUGGCCAUAACCCCCACCAUGGUGGACUCUUCCAACGGGAAUGACGACCGGUACGUCUACCAGCUGCAGAAGAGGAUGAGAAAGAAUCGGUUUGAUUUAUGCAAAGCCUCGUCUUCUCCGAGGAAGUACGCAGCCACACCACAGGUUAAGCGACCCAUACGGAAAUGUGGAAACACAGAAAACUUUAUCGUCUGGGAGACGUUACCCGGGGACAAGGGUGAGACAUCCGAAAGCGACGAGGAAGAGGGGGACUUCUACUUCUCAGACAACUGAUUUGAACUUCUGGAAUAAACGUCCAAUUCGUUUUCUUUCAGUCCGGUUAUAUGUUUCAAAUGAAAGUUUUUUU
Molecule: messenger RNA, 3230 nt
Organism: Cyprinodon tularosa
Lineage: Eukaryota; Metazoa; Chordata; Actinopteri; Cyprinodontiformes; Cyprinodontidae
Gene: mis18bp1
Product: MIS18 binding protein 1
Exons: 17
Coding region: 107-3157 (1016 amino acids)
Source: RefSeq, a predicted model, not a curated record